AUGUGUCCCUCCGCAGAGCACGGAGCGCUACUUUCCUCGCAGCGGGGCCGGCUGUAUCCCUCCGCAGCGGCAGUGGAGCCCGGCGAGGCGGCGGCGGAGAUCGGCGGCGGUUCCAGCCCAGCCGAGGGAGCGGCUGCCCGCGCUCUCCUCCUUGCCCGGACGGCCGGCAUGGAGCCGGUGCCGCGGCAGCGAUGGCUCAUCCCGGCUGCUCUCGCUAGGACGGAGGCGGCUGCUCCGGGCCCGGGACCCUUCCCGGCCGUGCGGCACCGGGCUGGGGGCCGCUGCUCGGGCGGGAGGUGUCCGUGCCUGAGCCUCGGUGUCCCGCAGGACCGGCACCAGCAGCGACCUCUCAUCGUGUCCCUUUCAGGGUGCCAUCAGCGCGGCUGCAAAGCUGUUCCCGAGGCCGAGCUCCCAAAGGAUCUGCCAGCACUCCUGAUGUCUCGAGAGCAAGGUGCUGUUUGUUCUGGGCAGAGAGAUGCCGGCUGUGAGCAGGAGGAGAGUGAAUUCUGCUCCAUUCCUGGAGCGGCAAAUGAGCCCCAACAUCCCCAGGAGGGACCAGCAGCCGCGGUUCCACACUCGCCUGGGGCCCAAGAAGCCUCUUGGCAUAAGCAGGGGGAUGUCAAUUGUGAGCGUGCAGUGAGUGCAGAUGUGGAGAAUGGAUUCUGCACCAGGGAUGGGAGUGUGAGGGAGCCCCUGGCUCCCCAGGGCACAGCAGCAGCAACGGGCAAUGAACUCAAAAGGAACCUCAGAAGAUUCCUGGGUGAACGGUUCAGGUGCCAUCCCGUGGGCACGGCGGUGCUGAUUCUGCUGCUCCUGGUGCUGGUGCUGGCUUUGGGGGCGGCCUUGGCUGUGCUGGCAGCACCACAGGUUCCAGUCACACCUGCGACUCCGCUGUUGGUUCUGGGCUGUCCCUUUGACUGGAUUGGCUACAAUGGGGUCUGCUACUACUUCUCACUGGAUAACAGCACGUGGGAGCAGGGUCAGGAACGGUGCUCCGAGCUCAAUGCCUCCCUGGCCAUUGCCAAGGAUGAGGAGGCCAUGGAUUUGCUCUUCCGCCUCGGCGGGAACGGCGAUUUCUGGCUCGGGCUGCGCAGACGGGGCGAGCGCCUGCACUGGGGGGACGGCAGCAGCUACAGCUCCCGGGUUCCUGUCCUCGGCAAUUCCGAGUGUGUGUACCUGGCUGACGAGAGAUUGAAGAGUGGGAACUGCUCCAAUGAGCGGCCGUAUGUCUGCAGCAAGGCCCAAGCUCCCCUGUGACAGGGGCUGCACAAAGAACCUUCUCCACGCUGGGCAGUGCCAGCUUCACCUCUGAGCCCAGCACAGCGCUGUCCUUCCUCAGCUGCGCCCUGUGCCUUCCACUUCCUCUCAGGGUCACCUCAGUGCCUCUGCAUCCCCAGUGCCAGCGCUGGGCUGGGGCUGCAAAGGAAAAGUCUCUGCAAUCCAUCCUGGCACCGAUGCUGCCUGCAGUUAGUGCAUUGCCCUCAUUAUGUGUGGGAAAUAUGGCUCACUGUUUUUACUUUUUAUAAAAGUUUAUUAUGGGUUUAAGUCCUGCCCUGGGGUGCUUGUCUGCUUGCACAGGGUUAAGUCAACCUACGCUGUCUAUAUGCUGUUACAUAUUACAGCUACAUGUACAUUUAUAAGAGUGCAUGUAGCUCUUAUAUUUAAUGUUUAUAGUAUAAAAUAUAUUAUUAAAUUAUGUAUAUGUAAUAUAUGUAAAAUUUUUAACAGCUUUUAAGAAUUGCACUAUAACUUUGAAUUUUCCUGCUGGUUUAGGUUUUUUUAACUUUUUCAGGCCAUCUUGUACUUUAAGCUGUUAAAUUGCACGGUUUCUUGUGAUUCUCUUUUUGUAUUUUCACUCCUUGAUAAUGAGGGUCAAUAAAGUCUUUUUUUUUCCAUGCUCUUGUUUCUGUUAUCUUGUCUUUCUGAUAAGGAAGUCCUUGAAUGUGGAAAAUCACUUAAGUAUUUGACACCAUUUUCUGAGUUAGUUACAUGAAACAAUCAUUUCAAGAUAUCCCAGUCUCUAUUGUGCUAUGGCCUAAGAUAGUAUCUGUGACACUUCUAUUUAUUAAAGCUACAGGGUGCAUACAUAAACUGACAGAUUAUACUAUAUCAAAUGCAGUAAUUACAAAUUGUACUGUAUCAGGGUUUUUGUGAUCAGUAAUAGCUUGCAAAACAAAAGGUAGGACAUAAAUGAGAAAGCCAAUACCUAUAUUUAUAAUCUAUAACAUUAUACAACAAGCUUAGUUGGGAAAUCCAAAUCACCCUGGGCUCUUGGAAAUCAUCACAAACUGGCCUGAAAGUGAUGCUUCUGGACUGUCCUUGGAAGAUGCGAGGAAGGACCCUCACUUUUAAAAUUUUAGAGGUUCAUUAAACCUUAACAAAAAAAUACAACAACAGACUGAAUAAGGAAAAAUCACAG
Molecule: messenger RNA, 2419 nt
Organism: Melozone crissalis (California towhee)
Lineage: Eukaryota; Metazoa; Chordata; Aves; Passeriformes; Passerellidae
Product: killer cell lectin-like receptor subfamily G member 2
Exons: 6
Coding region: 1-1257 (418 amino acids)
Source: RefSeq, a predicted model, not a curated record